This is a messenger RNA of Magnolia sinica, 1518 nucleotides long. RefSeq names its product GDSL esterase/lipase At4g10955-like. NCBI's taxonomy places the organism in Eukaryota, Viridiplantae, Streptophyta, Magnoliopsida, Magnoliales, Magnoliaceae. Bases 383 to 1420 code for a protein of 345 amino acids. The transcript is spliced from 3 exons. Gene Ontology annotation, biological process: lipid metabolic process. The record is from RefSeq and is a predicted model, not a curated record.
ACCCGGUCGGAAUCGGGCCCUGCCUCAAACGGGUCCAACGCCUCCCAAAAUGCGAAAAAAUAAACCCUAGAUUUUCAAGAUCUCCUUUCUCUUCUCUCUGCUUCGUUUACAAAUCAAGAUCUACCAGAAAUUCACAGGUUUGGGGCCUCUUGAUCUAUGAAAGGAAAUGCACAUCUUAUUUCUUUGAUGCGAAUAGUGGAAGUCUCAAUUGCUCAUCGAUAGAACUUUUGUGAAAUUUCCAUUCUUUAUAGUGCUAUUAUAGUAAAUUUUUUUUGUAAUUUACAUUCUAAUUUACACUUCUUUUUUUUCUAUUUGCUUUUUUUUUUUCCUUUUUCUUUUGUGAUCCCUUUCAGACAGGAGCAUAAGCUUUGCAUAGGUUUGGAUGAUGGCCUCCGAGAGGGAUGUAUUUGGCUUGUCAGGUCCCGGGCAUCUGACCCUUACUGAUUGGAAAAACCCAGAUCACCGGCGAUCAGUUGCUGCCAGCUUGGUUCAGGGUGUGUAUGUUAUGGAACGUGAUCGCCAACAAAAUCGCCAGGGACCUGAAGCUCUGGCACCCACAUGGUGGGAAUUCUUCCACUAUCACAUCAUACGUAAGCUCGUUGAUGAUGCCGAUUUCUCCAUCUUUGGUGCCAUAUAUGAAUUCAAGUUCCCAACUGCCAAUCAAAGCCACUCAGCAGCGCCUGAAGCUCCAAAGUACAUCAUCGCAUUCCGUGGCACCAUCACCAAACCUGAUUCCAUCUUACAGGAUCUCAAAUCGGACCUCGAUUUCAUACGGAAUUGCCUUCAUCGGAACUCCCGUUUUGAAUUAGCAAUGCAAGCGGUCCAAGAUAUUGUUUCCGAUGUUGGACCUUUGAAUGUCUGGUUAUGUGGCCAUUCUCUUGGGUCCGCCAUGGCAAUGCUUGCUGGGAAGAACAUGGCGAAAACAAAUAUUUUCCUUGAAUCUUUUCUCUUCAACCCCCCAUUUGUUUCGGCCCCAAUUGAAAGAAUCAAAGAUAAGAAGCUGAAACAAGGAAUCCGUCUUGCGGGCAGCGUGAUCACAGCUUUGGGUGCCAUCGCUGUGAAAAGUCAUCAAGGCAGGUCAAUAUCUGAGGAUUCCUUUGCCAUGUGGUCUGCGUGGGUUCCAUGCCUGUUUGUGAAUCCAGAGGACCACUUCUGCUCAAAGUACAUAAGAAAUUUUGAGCACCGAGAAAAGAUGGAGAAGAUCGGAGCAGGGGGUAUUGGGCGACUGGCGACACAGAACUCCAAGAGGGAUCUGUUGCUGACUGCAUUCGGGAAAGAAUCCGAUCCGUUGCACCUCCUCCCUUCCGCAAAUCUGAUCAUUAAUAAGAGCCCUUCGGCAGAUUUUAGAACAGCUCACGGAAUUCAGCAGUGGUGGCGGCCAGAUUUGCAGCUAAAGUACAAAACGUACCUUUACGAGUGACAGAUUUACCUCGGUCUCUUGAUUGUUUGUGUGUGUAAGGAGGUGGUGGGCCUCUUAUUUCCUAAGGUUAGUAAUGCAGAUGGUUUGAAUAGAGAUCA